Molecule: messenger RNA, 4007 nt
Organism: Myripristis murdjan (pinecone soldierfish)
Lineage: Eukaryota; Metazoa; Chordata; Actinopteri; Holocentriformes; Holocentridae
Gene: ttc9b
Product: tetratricopeptide repeat domain 9B
Exons: 3
Coding region: 278-1021 (247 amino acids)
Molecular function (GO): protein binding
Source: RefSeq, a predicted model, not a curated record
CAUCCCUCCGCGAGAGCCUCACAACGACUGAUUUCAGAAAACUGACUGGCAGCAAAUUCAGGAAAUGUUGCAGCCGGUUAUUUUAGUUGUGUCACUCUCGUUUUGAGAAGCAGUGCUCUUAAUGUUUUGUACGCCCGUUUGUUAGACAGAAGCCGAGAGAUAUUUCCGAGGCGCUUUCUUUUGAUUGCUGUUUUUUCGAGGCUCGCCUCCCCUCCGCUGUCGCCGCCUGCCUGGCCGUCUGCCUAGCCGUCGUCCACCGCUCUAGCCCGCAUCCUUUAUGCACAGCACGCUGCUCCGGUCCUCCCCGACAAAACACACCUUCGUGUCCGAGCAGCAUGGCCCGCUCCAGUCGCGCCCACUGAGAGACAUGGAAGCCAAGCAGCACCCGAUAAAGAGCCUGAAAAGCUAUCCGGAGACCGGGGGCCGGAGCCUGGCGGCGGCCGUCGGGGUGGACGGCGGCGGCGGCGGGUACCGAGCCGGCUCGGCUGAGAUGGAGAUGGAGGCGAAGAUUCAGAAAGCCAUCGACUUCAAAGCGGAGGGUCACCGCUGCUACAAGGAGAAGAAAUUUCGGGAAGCGAUAGGCAAGUACCACCGGGCUCUGCUCCAGCUAAAAGGGGUGCAUGUUGUCGACGGGACCACGGGCUCGGAGGUCAACCUCCUCAACCAAGCCGCGGCCAAGCUGACAGAGGAGCAGCGGAGAGCCGUGGAAAGCACGGAGAUCGAGUGCUACGACAGCCUGACAGCAUGUCUGUUGCAGUCAGAGCUGGUAAACUAUGAGAGAGUGAAGGAGUACUGUCUGAAGGUGCUUGGCCAUCAGAGAGACCACUUCAAGGCCAUGUACCGCGCUGGCAUCGCCUUCUACCACCUGGGUGACUACGAAUGUGCCCUGCGCUACCUGCGUGACGCCAAGAACCGCGAACCAACAGACACCAACGUGCUGCGGUACAUUCAGCUGACAGAGAUGAAGAUGAGUAAGAGUGGACAGCGGGAACGAGAAAGCAACAAAGAGACCCAGGGCUAACCCUCGACCUUUUCACCUUUCUGUCCCCUCAACCUUUGACCUAUGAACUGCCCUACGUCGACCCUCCCUCGGUCCACCUCCUCCCCUCCUUUAUUGACCCGUGACAGCACAGCCCAUGGAUGAGACAGACCCAAACGCCCGCCAGUGAUGGACAACAACGGGAGACAUAUCAAAGCUCUGUCUGUACCCCAAUCCCUUUCCCAUCUCCCUCUCUUUCCCCUUCCCCCCCCCCCUUCUCCCUCAGGUGCUGUGGUUCCCCUUCCUAGAAGCAGACAGUCAAGCCAAAAAAAAAAAAAAAAACCAUAAACAAAAAAAAAAACAAAAACAAAAAAGGAAAAUGCUGUAUUAUACUCAUAAAAAAACAGUCAUCGUGGUGGAAUGAAACAGGAGCUUAAAAACAUGAAAAACGGACCAUUGCGUAAUUUAGUAAAUGUUUUAAAAAACAAAAAAAAAAUGCAUUUUGUUUCUGUUCUCUCGCUCUUUCUCUCUCUCUCUGUCUUAUUUUGAACACUGAGGAGAAUUUCAGGGUUGGGAAGCUUGACGAUAUUGGGAGGAGGGUAGGGGUGUGCAGAGGCAGAUUGGGAGCAUAAGCAGGGGAUAGUGAGGGGUGUGUGUGACACAUAUCAAGACCAUAGCCCAAUUUGAUUGUACAUUUUACCCCUAUCCUGCCACAGCAGGGCUCACUCAAGCCCUUACCCAGACUAUGGAACAGACUAGCACGAUAAAUCUUUUCUUGUUUUGACAUCAUGUCGUCAUCAGAAAAAUGCCUGCCUCUACGCUCAUUCUAUUGCUCUUCUCUUUCAUUUCUGUUUUCUCCUGGAUGCCAUGUAUCUCAGUUUAUGGACUGUUUUUUCAAUUCAAGGGCUAAUUCAAGUGUUUGUAAUUUGUCCUUUGCUAAGUUUACCAGGGUUUUCAAUUUGCUUUUGGUGCUCACCAUACUUAGUAGUAAUCAGCUGUUAAUAGCAAAUGUGUGUGUGACCUUUUUCCUCUUAAGGAACAAAGCAAACAGACAAAAUUAUUCAACAGCCUUGCUGUUCUGCUGUUAUCAGGUGUGCUAUUGUGGAAACUGGUGUCUUGAAUCUGUUGUCCAAAACCCCUCCUGGGCUGUGUGUUGUUGUUGUUGUCAAGACCGUUGAAACCCCUCCCUCCCAGUACCCCCUCUGUUCUCCAGCUAAUGAUGUCGCAAUGGAAAAAAGCCAAUGGAAAUAGGGUUCCAUCCACCACCAUUGGCCACGCUGACUUCCACUCUGAUUUUUACAGCAAGCUGGAAACUAUAGCCAGAAAUGUACUGUCAGUUUUUUUUGCCGGAGGUCCAACCCUUUAUCACUAAUGCUGAACCUUCCCAAACAUUGAUAACAUACCACGGAGACUGUGGGCAGUGUUAGUGCAGGGAAAACAAUCACAUGCAUCUGUCCUGACAGUCUCUACCAUCAUCUUGGGCCAGUCAGCGUUAGUACACAUCAACAAGAGAGUGCCAUUUGAGAUUCCAGAUCCUCUCCGCUUUGAUUUUAGUGUAUUUUGAUAGAUAUGGUAACUGUGUUUGCUAAAUGUUUGGUUUGGACAUUUUUUUUCCAAACAUAGAAUUGCUGCCUGCAGGGACAGAUAAUACAGUGCAUUAUCAGUAGACAACACAGUUGAUGAUAGGGUUUGUCAGUAUCAAUGGCUACCUGUCAAAAGAGUACAGAUAGAGUAUAUAGGCACAGUUUGCUACUGCUUCUCUUGUGACUUGUGAAGACUAACCAUCAGUGAUGCCAAUAUUGCUUUUAUGAUAGCUUUACCACAGGCUCUCUACCUGCCCUCUUCUUAAGAAGGUUGCAUUGACAAUUUGUGAAAGCAUGACCUUAAUUCCCUGUUCUCCGAUGCCAUGAAACCCAGUUUCCUUCCUCCUAUGUGCAAGCCCAGCUCCUGCAUGUAACGUACGGCUCCAGAGAAAGUCAUUUCAGAUCUAUAGGAUAGGGAUAGUAUCUACUCUGUUGUUCUUUUGUCAUGGCAUGCCGCCACUAACCCGCUCCCUCAUUCCUCUACUUUAUCCAUUCUGCCCUUCAUAAACACAGACUGUGGUGACAGAGUGCGAUCACAGUAGCAGAAUAGGCAUCAAAUAAGACUCCUAUAUCUGGAAGAUGGUUCCUUGUGAAUUAGGGUUGCCUGCUGCCUUGGCCAAGGUGAGAGAUAAGAAGUAAAAUCCAGUUCCGCUGCUUAUGAAAUUCAAAGGGGUGUUAGAGAAAAUCAAAGAAAGAUGCAGUAAAUGAUUUCCCUCCCCAUUUUCCGGUGACCUGAUAGGAGGGAAAUAGGGACCUAAGUAUGUCAAUGUGACUCUGGAGAGACAGCGCCAUGUGUUGAAGAAACCAGCAUGAUACAGAGAGGCUCCAGUGCAGGGAGAAGUAGGCCAUCGUCAGCCCCAGUAAAACAGCUGCAGCUCCAUGUUACUCUUGCAACAACAAGAUGGGAUUACAUGGAAACCGAAAAGUUGUGGAAAGGUUGUCUUCAUAGGGCUAAAACAUCAGGUGUGGAGGCAUUCCUCACUCUUGAUGCUCCCUCCCUCCCUCCCUCUCUCUCUCUCUCUCUCUCUCUCUCUCUCUCUCUCUCCCUCUGUCUCUCUCUCUCUCUCUCUCUCUCUCUCUCCUCUUCAUGCCUCUAGUAUCCCAGAGGAGAUAAAUCAACAAACACUGAAUGAUGGCACCUGCAGGGUUGGUCUCCAUGGCUGCCUGGGCUGAGUCUACUCACCCACGGGCCCCUCGGGGAUAGGUUUCCUCCCAUGGUCCUCUCUCCAUGGCACCAGUCCGCCAUCUUGUUUUUGUCUCAAUGUGCUAAGUCAUUCUAGCUCAAUGUGUACGACUGUCUAGAGAUACUAGCUGCACAUAAAACAGGGCCCAGGUUCAGUUCUGGCUGCCACAGCUCUCCAUGUAAUCAAGUCUCUUGAUAUAUAAAAAAAAAAAAAAAAAAAGAAGAAGUAGAACUGACUCGGGGCCUGUUAUCCAGAGCCUAA